Acinonyx jubatus (cheetah) is the source of this 11092-nucleotide messenger RNA. RefSeq names its product growth arrest specific 7 (gene GAS7). The record is from RefSeq and is a predicted model, not a curated record. Bases 3745 to 4953 code for a protein of 402 amino acids. The transcript is spliced from 13 exons. Gene Ontology annotation, molecular function: actin filament binding. Gene Ontology annotation, biological process: neuron projection morphogenesis; actin filament polymerization. Lineage: Eukaryota; Metazoa; Chordata; Mammalia; Carnivora; Felidae. Gene Ontology annotation, cellular component: cytoplasm; plasma membrane; actin filament.
GAAAGUGUGAGGUCCGGAGACGGGGAGAUCCUAGCUCUUCCCCCGGAGUCUGAGGUCAGGAGGAGAGCUCCCUGUGGCCAGAUUGAGAAGGACACUGUGAUUCUUGCAGUGACUGUCCCCAUCACCGUGCAUUCACCCCGGGGGCCCCAGGACACCUGUUUCCAGGCUCCAGAGCCCUGCAGAUUUGGGUUGCUCGCUCCUUCCGCGGGGACGGAUCCAGCCUUCCUCCCCGCCGGGCAUUGACCGUGUCCCAAGGGUGCCGGGUCCCCAGGACUCAGUCUUGCCGCCCCAAGGGGAGUCUCUCUGCUCAUGGGGGCAACUGUGUUGUCUUGCCUUUGGACUCGUGGAUGAGCGUCUGUGCUCCGCAAGGUGGCUGUGCCCGGCUCACUUUCUCCUGGGUUCCCCAAAUCUCUGAUCUUCUAUCAGCUUGCUCAGUGCACGACUGGUGGCACGUGCCUCACUCCGUAGGCUCUGUCUCUUCCCCACCCCCUCUCCUCCCCUUCCAAACCUUCUCAUCAGCUGAUGGGGUGCCACCUUCCCAUAAACAGAGCAGGACAGACUUUCAGAGUCCCUCGUGCCCCAGAAAUCUUGUCCUGUGCUUCCCUUCCAAGGAAAGUCAGACCCAGGCUGGGGGUGGGAGUGGGGGCGUGUAGCUCUGGGGCGAGAGGAAGUUGGCCACGCAUUUGCAGCCCUUGGAAACCCCGGAAACUGGCGGCCAGCUGCACCCAGCAGGGAGUGUUGGCGGUAACAGGUGGCAGCAGAGGGACGGUUAGCGGAGGGUGAAAGCGUUGAUUCCUACUCUUAGUCUAGGACGGUGCUACUCAAUUCUUUAAAGCCAGAGAACCCUCCCUUCAAUCCGCCGCUUACGCAGAUACCCAGCAAUUAACGCGAGGAGCUGCGCCCUGGUGGCCAGCGGGCAGAAUCAAGUUCAGGACUGUGGGAGGUUGUGUCGCUCUGUUUUGUUUUUGCCCACGGUUUCGUUUUAGAAUCCUUGGGUUGGUUCGCCAAAGUCGACGAAUCACCCGAUUUCACACCGGAAAUUCAGAUACCCGGCUGCUCUUGCCAAAAAUGAGUAACAUUUUUGUGACACCAAGCCUCGGCAGCCCGGCGUGGUGUCAACACGCUGGUGAUGAGGGGUGGAUUUUCCAGUGUGCCGCGGUCCCCACCCCCGGCUCCGCUGCUCACCCGCACUGUGACCCAUAAUGAAACGGUUGCCAUUGUUCAUUUUUAAAAACGGAGGUAAAAUCGGGAUAUAGCAUCAUACAGGUUUUAGGUGCACGACAUCGUAAGUCGAUACCUGUAUGCGCUACAGAGUGAUCACCUACCCCCAGCGUCUGGUCUGGUUGACAUUCAUCACCACACACUGAGCCGUCUGCCCUUUUUGCCCACCCCAAACCCCCUUCCCCUCUGGUCAACAUCAGUGGGUUUUCUGUAUCUACGAGUUUGCUUUUAUAUUGUUUUGUUUGUUCUUUUUUCGUUUGUUUGUUUUUGGCUUUUUAGAUUCCACGUAUGACUGAAAUGAGAUGGUGUUUGUCUUUUCUCCGUCUGACUCCUUCCACUUAGCGUAAUACUCUCUAGGUCUGUUAUUUCUGCUCUGAGCUUUAUUACUUCUUUCCUUCUGCGAACGUGAGGCUUCAUUUGUUCUUUGUCUAGUUCCUUCAGGUGCAAAAUUAGAUUGUUGGAGAUUUUUCUUGCCUAUCGAGGUAGGCCUGUAUUGCUACGAAUGUCCCUCUUGGAACUGCUUUUGCCGCAUCCCAUGGAUUUUUUUUUUUUUUUUUUUUUUGUAUUGUAUUUCUGUUUUCGUCUUCAGGCAUUAACUUGCUUUCUCCUCCUCUGUGUGAUGACAAACAGGUCAUACAGGGGCAUGUUGUUUCAUUUCCUUGCAUUUUGGUGCGUGUGUUUUCUGGUUUUCUCCUUCUAACGGAUUUUUAGUUUCCUACCAUUGUGGCAGAGCAGGAGGCUUGAUGGGCUUUCAGUCUUCUGAAACUUAUUGAGACUUGCUUUGGAGCCUAACAGUUGAUCUGUCCUGGAAUAUGUUCCAUGUGCGUUCGAGAAGAAUUGUGUGUUCUGCUGCCUUUGGGGGGAAUGUUCUCCAUAACUGAGGCUCAGCUGGAGUGCCUACACCUGUUACUGUCACUUUCCAUCCUUUCAAGACCAAGAGAGGAGGAAAGGGGGGAUCCCUAGCCAAAGAGAAGGAGUUAAGGGGUUCACCCCACACCACUCCAGAGUGAGGGCAGGGGGAGUUUUUCCGUCUUUAGGAUCUCCGCAAAUCUUGAUCCCUUCUUGUCCAGCCACCCGCAAUUCACUGCUUCCAUCUGUGGGUCCCCUCGGUGCACAUUGGUGAAUAAGCCCUAAUGCCUUGGACUGUCUUAGCGAUUAAGGUGUUCACUGGGUUCUGUUCCUAUGGGAGAAGUGGCGUGUGACCCUAGCAGACAAGGCCAGCGGAUUGAGUGAUGAGAGAGAGAGAGAGAGAGAGAUCAGCUUGGGCGCUCAAGCGUUAUCAGAGGUGGCCAGGCAUUCAUGGGCUGGGAGUCCUUGGGUGAAAAUAACAUACCCUUUCUGUAAAAAGUAUGAGUAAGAGCCAAGCACGUGCGUACAUUUCACAUCAGGCAUCGAUCGCUCAGACUGCUUUUCACAGACGAUCAUAUCUGGCCCCUGUCCGCUUUCCCUCCGGCUAAAAAAUCUUUAAUUACACUGUGGCCAAUUUCAGCGACUCAGAGAGUGCGUCUUUGCUGAAUGUAUUUAUUUGGAGGACCCUAGGCCCUUGAGAGGCUGGUGUCAGAGACCCAGACAAGCCAUUGAUGACCCUUCCCCUCCCCCCGACCCCAGCCUGUCUGGUUCAUUUGUGAUGUGGGGGCCCUAGACAGCAUUUCAGUAUCUAAGUCCUGUCCUGGUGUAGAAUAGAUAAACACAUGGGCUCUGCCUUUACCUUUUUGUCUUCCUCUUUCCAUACUCUUGAAUUGGUGCCCAGAUAAUCUCAGGAAGGUAAGACACCAGCUUUCUCGGGGGGUGCGCUGUUAAAUCCUCCUCAGACACUCGGGGGGAGUCCUUUGAUUCCACACGUAUUCAUUGGGUGUGUUUUCUGUGUCUGGGGACACACGGGAGUAGGACCUCAUUCUUGUUCUCAAGGAGUGAGGACCACUCGGCAUAAGCCAUGCCAAGAAGGGCGGCCAUGGAGGUAGGAAUGGAGCAGCUCACACGAGAGGGAAGGUGGUGCUGGGGUCAGGGGGCUGCAUCCCCAGGGGACGGCAAGAAGUGAGGCAAAGCAAGGUGGGUCCCCAUCCCGGCUGGAGCUUUGAACCCAGGCUGAGCUUCCAGGCUGACUCUGCUUCUUUAUGCCAUUUGCCCUGGCCACGGUCAGGGCUCUUGUCCGUGGAGAUGCUUAUUAUGUUGAUGUUUUCCUUCCCUCUGGCGCCUCUCUCUCCGGUUAGCAAAGGAACCCCUCCCCCCACCCCCUUGGGCAGUCAGCCACCACCUUCCACCACGUGGUGAAGUUGAGAGUUAGGGUCGUGGCUGGUCACGGCCUCACUGUAACUUCCCUCUGGAGUAUCUGCCCUUGGAUAGAGGAUUCUUGGAUACUGCGGAGGAACCUGGGGGGAGCGAGGAUCAUGCUGUUCUUGGACUCUGGGUUCUGUGUCUUGUUAGCUGUAAGACCUUGGGGAAGACCUCUGCUUACUCAGUUAGGAGGGGGAAAAUAAGCACAGCUCUCUCCACCGUUCUCGUGAGGGUCAAAUAGGCACCAAUAUGUAUAAGUUCCCGACCGCACUUCGGCAUCUAAGAACAAGGGAAAGAAACCUGGAAUGGUCCCCCCACCGCCGGGAGAGGAAAGCCAGAUUAUCCUCCUUCCGCCUGGCUGGCAGAGUUACUUGUCUCCUCAGGGUCGGCGUUACUAUGUCAACACGACCACCAAUGAGACCACCUGGGAACGCCCCAGCAGUCCUUCUGGGAUUCCAGCCAGCCCUGGCCCUCACAGGAGCUCUCUGCCUCCGACAGAACCUGGGAUCCUCGUCGCCAGGCAAAAAGCAGAACAAGGAGAACACCAUCACGAUAAACUGCGUGACGUUUCCUCAUCCGGACACGAUGCCAGAGCAGCAACUGCUGAAACCUACAGAGUGGAGCUAUUGUGACUACUUCUGGGCUGAUAAGAAGGACCCCCAAGGCAACGGCACCAUGGCUGGGUUUGAACUGCUCCUUCAGAAACAACUAAAGGGCAAACAGAUGCAGAAGGAAAUGUCAGAAUUCAUCCGGGAGAGGAUAAAGAUUGAAGAGGAGUAUGCGAAGAACUUAGCUAAGCUCUCUCAGAACUCCUUGGCUGCACAGGAGGAAGGCUCCCUGGGAGAAGCAUGGGCCCAGGUGAAGAAGAGCCUCGCGGACGAGGCGGAAGUUCACCUCAAGUUCUCCGCCAAGCUUCACAGCGAGGUCGAGAAGCCCCUGAUGAACUUCCGGGAGAACUUUAAGAAGGACAUGAAAAAGUGUGAACACCACAUCACCGACCUCCGUAAGCAGCUUGCCAGCCGUCACGCCGCAGUGGAGAAGGCCCGGAAGGCCCUCACGGAGAGGCAGAGAGACCUGGAGAUAAAGACCCAGCAGCUGGAGAUCAAGCUGAGCAACAAGACAGAGGAGGAUAUCAAGAAGGCGCGGAGGAAGUCCACACAGGCUGGAGAUGACCUCAUGCGCUGCGUGGAUCUCUACAACCAGGCCCAGUCCAAGUGGUUUGAAGAGAUGGUGACCACCACACUGGAGCUAGAGCGGCUGGAGGCGGAGAGGGUAGAGAUGAUUCGACAGCAUCUAUGCCAGUACACACAGCUGCGGCACGAGACAGACAUGUUCAACCAAAGCACAGUCGAGCCUGUGGACCAACUGCUUCGGAAAGUGGACCCAGCCAAAGACAGGGAGCUGUGGGUCAGAGAGCACAAGACAGGCAACAUCCGCCCCGUGGACAUGGAGAUUUAGACGGGCAUGCACGGCCCCGGGGGUCCUGCCGAGGAGAGGGGCCGGGGGGUCCCAUGGAGAGCAGGUGGCCAGGGGGCCGCUGCUGGGUGCAACUGUCCUCCUGCCCACUGUCCGGGUCUGCUGAGCUGGUGAUUCCAGAAAGGCGGCCCCGCCGGGAGCUGCCCGUGUCCCCAGGCCAAGAAGACCGAUCCACAGCCCUGCCCUUGUCUCCGAGGCUGAAGCCCCCCGAUUCCUGUCCUGUGCUUGCUGCUCUGAGAACAGACUGAGGCUGGAACUUUAUGGUCCCUGCUGCACCCUGUAGGGGUCACGUCCCCACCCAGAGCUGGCUGCGUCGCACGCUUGUGUCCCCGGAAGCCCCAAGGCCCUGCCUCCGGCUGUGUUGCGGGCUUUGGAGGGUCAUGGGAGAAAGGUCCCUGUCUCCAACCCAGGAUGAGGGUCGGAAUCGUGGAUAGAAGGCACCGUUCAGCUCAACAGCCCGCACCCAGAACCUCUUGCGGCCCGCCCUCUUAGUUUUUUUUUCCCCCCGUUGCAUUCUGGGAACCCACAUCCUGGCUCUUCCUUUGCCACUUUUCAUCGUCUGGGGUCUUGGGAAUAAGGCCUGGUUCCUCUCUACCCAGACUGACCCUGCCUGGAGAGGUCAGGACGGAACUACCUCAUUCGGUACAUCGGCCCCAAGUCAGAGUGUUGAGUCGUGUUUUAUAUUCGGUCAGGCAUCUCCUGUCAGGUCUCUGGGGCUGGAAACCUUCCUCCAACCCAGCCCUCGGCUGUUUCCUCAAGGAAGCUCCCGCCCCCGCCCCCUCCCGGGCUCUUACUGGGGCUGGGUCGGUCCCCUGUGGGAGAUGGGUUGGGAUGGGUCUUUGCCACCCCCAGAAGAGGGCUCCCCCUGCUUGUGCGUGGGGGGUGGGGGGGUGACUCUCCAACCCCCCCCCCCAACCCCCAUGAGGCUUUCCCUCCCUGGUGGACACCGUGCGGGCAUGGCAGACGGUCCUGGCUUCCAGGCAGUGUCCUGUCACCUUGACCUCCGCUUCUGCACAAUCCAGAGCCCUGCUUGGUGCUGGUGCCCCCUUCCCCUUUCGCCACCCCCCCCCCCGAAUUCCUGGGAAAGCCGGGUUAGUGCGUGACUUGGGAAGCUUUCAGCCCGUCCCAUUGGGUCCUCGCUCAUCAGUCUCUCCCUUUAUAGAAACACGGCAAACAACCUUGUGCAGCAUCUAACCCUGAGAAUUGGCUCCAGGGGACCCAUAGAAGUGCCCCCUGAAGGUGGGCGUGGUCACACGGCCAGCAGGGGGCAGAGUCUAGCCCAGAACCCGUGCCCUGAGAGCCCAUCCUUCUUAGUUCAUCUUUCCCUUCGAUUACUUUGGACGUGCAGGGUCCAUACCCCACCCCCCCCCACCCCCCAACACACACAAGGUCAUGAUUCUAAGAGCACAACUCGCUGGUCCCUGGGUCUCACGUGCCGGGAGUUGAUGACUUCGAGUCUUUCGGCCCCUCUUUCACUGAUUCAGAAUUACCGCCUCACAGCUUCUAGUAGAAAGAUGCUGAGUAUUCUAGAGCAAGCCAGACGUUGUCACUUUUCUUCUUGAACCGUCCCCGACCCAGAAAGAUCAGCGUAAGAGCCUUCCCCAGCACGAGAGUGUGAGAAUGGGUGCGUCCCUGCCACGGAGGACCACAGCUUCCAGAUCUGGGGUUGGCGCCCAUGACACCAGCGACCAAUUUUAGGAUGUUAUUUCUGGGUUUCUCUAUUCAAAAUGGGUGCUCCAGGUAUCGCUUUGUGGCUUAGUAAACUAAUUUGUGGGUGAUUUUCAAAUGUUCAAAGCCAGUAAGUAGCCUUGUUACUAACACAGAUAUUUUGAGUGCGAUACGGCUCGUUGAUUUUGUUUUCUCCUUCCCGUGUGAGGAUUCUUGAGUCUUCCUUUGCUCCCUGGGACAGGGGGAGCUCUCUUGCCUUUUCCAGGGGAGCCUGGAUUGGGCCCCGUGUGGGCCGGUCUAUUUUCCGGAAUCAUUCUUCCCGCCCCCCCCCCCCCACGUUAGUACACACUUCGUUUCUUUGCUUUUCGUUGUUCUCUCCUCCUCCGUUCAUUGAGAAUUUAGAGAAGGCUGGGCAGUGCCCUGAGAUCUGGGGACAAGACCGGGCACGGGAUCUCUUCGUUUGUGUAGACUUAGACUUUUUUCACCGGGGCUCUUGCAAUUCGGCGACCUUGGCAUUCACACCCAAGUACUCUCUGCAGCAUUGAGGUUUCCUGAGAUCCCGUUAUGCUGGUAGAUCCGCGUUCAUUCAUUCACUCGCUCACUCGUUCACGUACCGAGCGAUACUGGGCAUGAGCCAGGCGGGGUGCGGGAAACGUAGCCACGUGUGAGACCGGCACUCUCUCCCCAUCCCCUUUGUUCUCCACGCAGACAAGGGGCUCUUGGGAGGUCUUUCUGGACAGUGAGAGCAUUGCAUCUGUCCCACAUUCGACCCACCUGGAGCCUGUCAUGAGAACACAAACCACCGCCAGUGCGGGGUCCACCAUUGGAUGGCAGGUGGACAGUCAACAAGAGUGUAAUCACCUGGUCACCAGAGCUCGCAGUCCGUAUCCGACUGGGAUCUCAGAGAUCUCUCUUGUUUCUUGUAAAUAACUCUCCUCUCGUCACAAAGAGGAAUAACGAAGCCCAAGGCCGGCCAGCGAGCCCAGUGAAUGAAGAGCGCGGUCUGUUCACGGGACUCCUGCCCUGGGUGGGGGAACCGAGCUUAGGGUGAAGUCUAGAAUGUCCCAAAGCGAGCUUUGGGAGUAGCACUCUGUCUCGUUGUUGCUGUUCUCUUUUGUUCUUGCGUUCGGGUUAGAAGAGGGUUGGCCGGGCGUAUUCAGGAGUGUGUCUGGAAUGUUCCUGAGCACCUCCAUUGUUCUCUUUCUCGGAACAGGUGGGUCCUUCUCCCUGCCCCCCGGGAAACAUGGACGCACCUCGUUUGGUCAGUGAAAGCCAGAUCGUUGAGAAAAGAAAUGUUAAGACAAGUGGUGUGCAGAGUACGUCGGUUUCCACGACAGUGUCUGGGAGAAAUCGCUUGUUCCUUCCUUUUUUCUUUUUUUCCUGUCGCCUUCAAUCACUAUUGCAAAGCACCGGCCAGCAGAGCCAUAGGGUAGCUAUCCUCAAGACCACCUUGGGUCUCCUUUCUACCCUCCACCCACCUCCUGUCGAGCCAGGAGCAUUUCUGCAGUAGGAGGCCCCCCUCAUCGGGGCUGGUUAGCGACUGAAGCAGACGGGAACGCUGUGCAUGUGCACAAAGCAGGGCUUUCUAAUCCCUUUGUGAGAACCAAUCGAUUACUGGAUGAGAGGAUGGGUGCAUGAACAUCUCGGGCUGAGCCAAACUCCCUUCUUGGAAACACAAGCCAUAAACUUCAAAGGACGGCAAAGACUUUGGCUCGUUUUAAGUGAUUUCGCUUCCAGCCGUGCGUGGCCUUGACAGGGAGAUCUUAAACAGGACCCUGUGCUGGCGGUCGUGUAGACAGAGAAAGCACUUUAAAGAUGUGAAGUGAGGUACAGAUCCGCAUAUUCCCCCCCCCCCCAACCCCGUUGCCCCUCCAAGACGUACUGCCUUUUCUUUUCUUCAGGUUUAUCGAGAGGUAUUUGACGUAACAGUAUCGGGGCUCAUUGAUGUGCAGUGAGAGUCCCCCCGGCCCGUGAGUUUUGACAGAUGCACCACCAAAAUCAACAUAAUAUUUCCAUCGCUCCUGAAGAUUCCCUGCCGCUCCCUUAUGGUCGAUCCACUCCUGUCCCCCCUGCCCCCACUCCCGCUGGUGGGUUUUCUGAUGCUGUGGUGUUUGCCUCGUCUAGAAUGUCGGGGAAACGGAGUUGCUGAUGCGGCCGUCGCGCCUUCUUCCUCUCGGCUUAAUGCUUUGGGUCACCCAUGUUUCGCGUGUGUCACCAGCGUGUCCCCUUGUCUCGCAGAGUAGCGCUCCGUUGCACGGAUGGGUGACCCACGGCCGCUUCCCCGCUUUUUGAAGUGAGUUGUCCGCGCCCGUGAGUGGUUCCCGGCCCCGGGGUCUCCGGCUUGUUUGCACGGCUGCUUCCUGUGUCUCCCGAGGCUCCCUCUCCAGAUGCCAGCUGUGCCCACAGUGGUUCUUUGUGGUCCAUUUGAGGCUUUUGUGCAGAAAGGGGCCAGGGAAGGGGGGGGAAGGGGGCCUCCCACUUGUGUUGCACUGUUGGCUGGCAAAUCCAUGCACUCCUGGGGACCCUGGCUUCAACCCCCCGCCGUGGCCCCGGGCAGGCACUGAGCAUUAGGGGGUGUGGAAAGCGAACGGACAAAGCGGGGGGCGAGAACACGGGGCUGGCUCAUCAGCGGCCUUCCCCUGGAUCUGUGUCGCUUCGUUGGCGGGCUGCAGGUGUCCAUUCUGGUCUCCCCAGGCUCCUCCAGCUACUGCGAAUGCUGUCCCCUUCUUGUUUCCAGUCCCUCACCUGACACCCGGUCGUGUCUGGCCUGGGCCCCAUGGGCGCCGUCGUGCACGCUGGGGUCUGGAACCUGCCCAAGAGGGGUACCCUGGCACUUCUCUGUGUAGACGCGAAGCAGAGCUAAAAUUAAAGAGCUUCCUGAGCCGGUGAGAAUGAGGCAGUUCCUCCCGGGCCCCCGAAGGAAGCAGAAGUCAUUACCUUUUGGGUCUCGUCCGCCGAUCUUUGAUCGCAUGUGCUGAGGCCUUCGGGCGUGAAAAACGCGUCUCUUCCCGUGAGGUUCCUGUCCUGCCGGAGCCUCAUUCAGCUGGCGGUCACAUCGAGCCAGGCGUGUGCCUGCAGCCCACUGGGUAGUGGCCAGUGGUGACGGAGAUGGGAUCAAACCCCACUAACGCCGCCGGGCAGGCUAUGGGCGUGACCCCCAAGGUAAAGACUCCACCAACCGUGUCUCGCUUAGGUCCUGCUCAGUGGAAGGUGAGCCCUUGAAGGCAACCAGGCACCCCCCGCCCCGCCCCCAGCAAACAGAAGACAUUCCUGGGUCCAGGCCAGGUGAAGGUGUUGGCCGUGGAGCCCAAGUCUGCAGGGUCCCAUGCGUCAUGGGCGCCUCUGGGUCGAGAUGUGCCAGGAAGGACUCCCAACAUCCCCCCCACCCCCACGGGAGAAUUUUUUUUGUGGACGGUGAAGGACCCAAUCCUGUUGCAACAGGCUUGGGUGGGAAUGAGACCGGUGACCAGAACCCAUGGUUCGUUUUCCUUGACCCUUUAGAUGCUGGCGCAUGGCUCUGUCCGGAGCCUUUCUGUUGGGAGGGGCCUCUGACGGAGACGGGUGGCGGUGCCCCUCGGAUCUCUCUGUGUGCCGUUCCGGGGACAUUGACCCUUGGUGUUUGAGAGACGUUUCUAGUAGGAUUGCAGUGGUGGAAUGCAAAAGGUCUGGGCUCGCGGGCGCUGUAAUGGGGACGGUGUGACGUGGGGACAGAGAAAGAAAGCAUAUGGCGUCAGGGCAAGAGCACUGGACUGGCCCCACUCUGCUGCCUCAUUCGUCCUGUAACCCAAAGUUAAGUCACAUUCCCUCCCGAGACCUCUGUACUCCCCUGUCAAGCGGAGACGGGCCCUUUCUGGCAUCGCGCUCAGCAGACUGGCUCUUAGCAGCCACGUGGACCCAGGAACAGACAUAUAAAGGGACGCCAGCCGUCCUUGGUGACAGGGGGUCCCAAAUUGGCAUCCCUUCCCUUCCCUUCCCUUCGGAAGAGGAGAUGGGGGGCGGGGGCAGCCCUUUCACAGACGAGCACAUCAGCAAAGCCCGUGACAGUGGAAUUUUCUAACAAAAUAAACUUGCUUAUUUGGUCUGUUUUCUGUAACUUUUGCUAAAUACUUUAUACAUUUUUAAUGUUAAAAAGCUGCGUCUCCUGCCAGCAUUGCUCAUCCUGGUAUGAAUGUGUUUACCCCACAUUGUAUAUCCUUCCUUCCUCUGGCUGCCUAGAUCAGUAAAUAACAUCGAUGUACCAUAAUUUAUAAGUAACACUGUUGAAACUCUGAUCCCUAUGGAGGCUGUAACUCGCCCUUUCCUCCGGUCCCCCGGCUGCCCCCCGCCCCGUCCCCCGUAAUAGCAUUUGUGUGUAUUAAUGCUAAAGAACUAAUGUUUAAAGGGUUUAAAUUUUGAAGGCGUUUGCUAUAUAUAAUUGUUCUGCAUUAUUAUAAAGCGUUUUCAGGAAGUUAAA